GCGCUGCCUGUGGGUCAUCCCCCACCCUACAACGAAAUAAUUGCACCAUUUCAUCUCACUCACUCCCAACACAUUUUUUUUCUGACUCUUUUGUGCUGGUGAUGAUUUGUGACAAGAGUUUGGCAAACGCCGUCGGCGGCAAGACGGCUAGAGCCUGCGACAGCUGUAUACGAAAACGGGCUCGGUGGUACUGUGCCGCCGACGAUGCUUUCUUAUGCGAAGCUUGUGACUUGUCUGUUCACUCAGCUAACCCAUUAGCGCGUAGACAUGACAGGGUUCGCUUGAAAACGGCAUCGCUCAAAUCCUUGGAUGGAGAUUCCGAACCAUCAUGGCACCGAGGGUUCACUAGAAAAGCGCGGACGCCACGACACGGAAAGCCCGUGAAUCAUCAAACACCGAAAUCCGAAGUAGAGUCUGUAAGAAACCCAUUUUCUCUAGUGCCGGAAGUCGGUGCGGACGAGACGACGUCGUACGAAGAAAAGGAGGAGCAGCUUCUUUAUAGGGUCCCGAUAUUCGAUCCAUUUCUUGCUGAGCUAUGCUCGAGUACCGCGACUUCGAAAGAUGAAGCGGUUGCAGAGGGACAAACUAGUGCUAUUAAUGGAAGCGAGUCUAAGGUCUCGUUGGGUAAUAAUUAUGGUCAUGAUGUGGAUAACUUACAUGGGUGUCUUCCAUCUGACAUGGAUCUUGCUGAGUUUGCUGCUGAUGUCGAGAGCUUACUGGGUAGGGGGUUUGAGAAUGAGUGUUUUGGUAUGGAAGGGUUGGGGCUAAUGGAUUGUAAAUUAGAGGAGGAGGGUUCUUUGAGCAGUGGAAGGGUCAAGCUUGAGGAAGAAGAUGGUAUGGAAGCUGUUACGGCGGCGUGCCGGGUCGAUGAUACUGAGAUUGAUAUGAUGAGGGAACCGUUUGAAUUGAGCUUUGACUACGAUUCUCCUGCCACGUGUGAGAACGAAGAUGAGAAGGUGGUGGCUAAUAAGAUUAAUGGUGGGGGACUAGCAGCAGACGAUGCAAAGAAGAAGAAGAAGAAGAAGAUAUUGUUGAAUCUGGAUUAUGAGGCCGUCAUCACGGCAUGGGCUAGCCAAGGGUCUCCGUGGGCCUCCGGUGAACGUCCGGAUUUUGACCCUGAUGAAUGUUGGCCAGACUGCCUGGGCACUGGACUUCAUCAUCCAUACGGAGAUUUUGGGGGAACUGGGGGAAGCCCGGCAAUGGCUGACGGGGGGAGAGAAGCAAGAGUAUCGAGGUACAGAGAAAAACGAAGAACGCGGCUCUUCUCAAAGAAAAUAAGAUACGAGGUUCGGAAGUUGAAUGCGGAGAAGAGGCCUCGAAUGAAAGGGAGGUUCGUAAAGAGGACAUCCUUUGCAGGACCUGCUUUUCCUUUACUCGCCAAGUAACUGUAACCGGCCUACAUAGCCAGUUUGCUUUGCACUCGCUAAUAAACUGGAAUGUGUAUAAGGAUCCAAUCAAUAAAUUGAUAUUUCUCAUUCAUGAA
Messenger RNA from Alnus glutinosa, 1483 nucleotides. RefSeq names its product zinc finger protein CONSTANS-LIKE 16-like. The coding region runs from base 102 to 1385 and encodes 427 amino acids. Gene Ontology annotation, cellular component: nucleus. The transcript is spliced from 2 exons. The record is from RefSeq and is a predicted model, not a curated record. Gene Ontology annotation, biological process: regulation of DNA-templated transcription. NCBI's taxonomy places the organism in Eukaryota, Viridiplantae, Streptophyta, Magnoliopsida, Fagales, Betulaceae. Gene Ontology annotation, molecular function: zinc ion binding; protein binding.